AUGACCAAGCUCUCAACUCAACAGGAGUCAGGACCCUCACUCACUGUCUUGCACAUGCUCGCUUGCCUGCGAUCUUCCGUCGACCUCAACCUCUCUGAGACGACAUUCCCUGCCCAGCCAGCUCCAGCAUAUCCCCAUCUCUCAGAAGCUGCGAUCAUGGCGGGCGAUUCAUUGGCGCCUCCCCAGCUCACGCUCGACACAUCAUGUCGCCGCUCCUCCUCCACCAAAGGCGGCCUUCUCACGCCCUCCUCCACCGCGGGGACGUUGGCGUCUUCCGGUGGCAUGUCGUCGAGCUCGACCUGCUUCGACGACCCGGACGUGGCCCUGCGGCCCGACCCAGGCACAGAAGCCGACUUUGCGGUCGACAACAACCCAUACGCCUUCUCACCGGGACAGCUGAACAAGCUUCUCAACCCCAAGUCGUUAUCGGCGCUUCGCGCGCUCGGUGGCCUGCGAGGACUCGAGAAAGGUCUCCAGACAGAUCUGACCAGUGGCCUGAGCGUGGAUGAAAAGGGCGCCACUAGCACGGUCACGUUUGAGCAGGCAGUCCACGUUUCGGAGUCUGUCAUCCCCAAGAAGAUUGACCACGGAGGGAACACGGCAGGCGAAAGCUUUGCGGAACGCAUACGGGUCUUUGACCGCAACGCCCUGCCGGCCAAAAAGGCAACGCCGUUCUGGAAACUCAUGUGGGCGGCCUACAACGACAUGGUCCUCAUCGUGUUGACCGUUGCGGCGGUCAUCUCGCUGGCGCUCGGGCUAUACGAGACCCUGGGCGUCGACCACCAGGAGGGAGCCCCCCCCGCGCUCGACUGGGUGGAGGGCGUGGCCAUUGUCGUCGCCAUUGUCAUUGUCGUCGGCGUCGGCUCGUUUAACGACUGGCAAAAGGAACGUGCCUUUGUCAAGCUCAACGCCAAGAAGGAAGAGCGAGAGAUCAAGGUCAUCCGAUCGGGCCGAUCAGCCAUGAUUAACGUCAACGACGUACUCGUGGGUGACGUGAUCCAUCUCGAGCCCGGCGAUCUCGUGCCCGUGGAUGGCGUCCUCAUCGAAGGACACGAGAUUCGGUGCGACGAGUCGUCCGCAACGGGCGAGUCGGACGCCCUCAAGAAGACGGGCGGUGAGGCUGUGAUGAAGGCUUUGAACGAAGGUCAUAGCGGCCACGGCCUGGACCCCUUCAUUAUAUCGGGUGCCAAAGUGCUAGAAGGAAUGGGCACGUUUGUGUGCACCUCGGUGGGCGUCAACAGCAGCUUUGGCAAGAUUAUGAUGUCGGUCCGCACCGAGAUUGACACCACACCUCUCCAGAAGAAGCUUGGUAAGCUCGCAUUGGCCAUAGGCUACCUGGGCACCGCCGCCGCGGGCCUGCUCUUUGUCAUCCUCCUCAUUCGCUUUGGUGCCUCGUUGCCGGGGGACUCUCGAUCCCCGGAGAAGAAGGCAUCCAGCUUCAUGGACAUUCUGAUUGUGGCCAUCACCAUCAUCGUGGUCGCCGUUCCCGAGGGUCUACCGCUGGCCGUGACCCUGGCGUUGGCCUUUGCAACGAAGAGGAUGCUGAAAGAGAAGAACCUGGUCCGCGUGCUCCGCGCCUGCGAGACCAUGGGCAAUGCGACCACAAUCUGCUCCGACAAGACAGGUACACUGACAACUAACAAAAUGACCGUGGUUGCUGGCACAUUUGGAUCAACGAGCUUCUCGGCAGCCGACGCUGGCAAGAACGAGAGCAUCGCCUCCUGGGCCAGGGACAUACCCGAAGCCACCAAGGACCUGUUGAUCCAGUCGGUCGCCAUUAACGCCACCGCUUUCGAGGGCGAGCAGGAGGGCGUCGUUACCUUUGUCGGCUCCAAAACGGAGACGGCGCUGCUCCAACUCGCCAAAGACCACCUCGGCCUCGCGGCCCUCGGGCAAGUCCGCAACAACGAGGAAGUCAUCCAGAUGAUGCCCUUUGACUCGGGCAAGAAGUGCAUGGGCGCCGUCAUCAAGCUUCGCCAGGGCAAAGGGUACCGACUCCUCGUCAAGGGUGCCUCGGAGAUUCUCCUGCGGUACUGCUCAUCCAUGGCAAACUUCGAGACGCUGCAGGAGGACGACCUGACGGCGAGCGACAAGGACUCUCUCCGCACCCAGAUUGAGAACUAUGCCGCCAAGUCGCUGCGAACGAUUGGUCUCGUGUACCGCGACUAUGAGCAGUGGCCCCCCAAGACGGCGCGGCUGACCGAGACGGGCUCUGUCGAGUUUGCAUCCCUCCUCGAGGACCUCGUCUUCCUUGGUGUCGUCGGCAUCCAGGACCCCGUGCGUCCAGGCGUGCCCGAAGCCGUACGCAAGGCGCAGCAUGCGGGCGUUGUCGUGCGCAUGGUCACCGGCGACAACAUGACGACAGCGCGUGCCAUUGCGACGGAGUGUGGCAUCUUCCAAGAGGGCGGCAUCGUCAUGGAGGGCCCCAUCUUCAGGGCGCUCUCGGAGGAGCAGAUGGAUGCCACCCUGCCCAAGUUGCAGGUCCUCGCCCGGUCCUCGCCCGAGGACAAGCGGAUUCUCGUGACGAGGCUGAAGAAGCUGGGCGAGACUGUCGCCGUGACCGGCGACGGGACCAACGAUGCGCCAGCGCUCAAGGCAGCGGACGUGGGCUUCUCGAUGGGCAUCUCGGGUACGGAGGUUGCCAAGGAGGCUUCCUCGAUCGUCCUGAUGGAUGAUAACUUUGCGUCCAUCAUCACCGCGUUGAAGUGGGGACGCGCUGUCAACGACGCCGUCCAAAAGUUCCUCCAGUUCCAAAUCACGGUCAACAUCACGGCCGUCUUGCUCGCCUUCAUCUCGGCCGUCUAUUCGCCCAGGAUGGAGUCUGUGCUCAACGCUGUCCAGCUGCUCUGGAUCAACCUCAUCAUGGAUACGUUUGCUGCCUUGGCCCUGGCCACGGAUCCGCCCACGGAGAAGAUCCUUAACAGACGGCCGCAAGGCAAGGACAAGCCCUUGAUCACGAACAAUAUGUGGAAAAUGAUUGUCGGCCAGGCCAUCUUCCAGCUCACCGUCACGCUCGUCCUGUAUUUUGCCGGUGGCAGCAUUCUCAACUACGACAUGAGCGAUCCCGACCAGAGGCUGCAGCUCAACACCGUCAUCUUCAAUACGUUUGUCUGGAUGCAGAUCUUCAAAUUGUUCAAUAACCGUCGUCUGGAUAACAAUCUCAAUAUCUUUGAGGGGAUCCACCGCAACUACUUCUUCAUCGGCAUCGUCAUCCUCAUGGUCGGCCUGCAGGUGCUCAUCAUCUUCGUCGGUGGUCGUGCCUUUGAGAUUCACGAGGAUGGUCUGGACGGCACGCAGUGGGCCAUCUCGCUCGUCCUCGGCUUCUUCAGCUUGCCGUGCGGUGUGCUCAUCCGACUGUUCCCCGACGCGUGGUUCGCCGCGAUUGCGAGGAUUGUCGGAUACCCCUUUGUGAUCGCCUACCACUUCCUGGGGAGGAUGUGCAGGGCCAUGUGGUCCCCGUUUGGAAGGUUGUUCCGGAGGCUGUCGAAGAACGACAAGCAGAGGGAGAGCGAGGAUGAAGAGGAGGCUCCUGCUGUGGUGGAAGCGCCCAUGGUACGGAUCACGGCUGCGGAGUAG
This is a messenger RNA of Emericellopsis cladophorae, 3576 nucleotides long. RefSeq names its product calcium-translocating P-type ATPase. The coding region runs from base 1 to 3576 and encodes 1191 amino acids. The record is from RefSeq and is a predicted model, not a curated record. NCBI's taxonomy places the organism in Eukaryota, Fungi, Ascomycota, Sordariomycetes, Hypocreales, Bionectriaceae. The transcript is spliced from 6 exons. Gene Ontology annotation, biological process: intracellular calcium ion homeostasis; calcium ion transmembrane transport. Gene Ontology annotation, molecular function: P-type calcium transporter activity; ATP binding; ATP hydrolysis activity. Gene Ontology annotation, cellular component: membrane; intracellular membrane-bounded organelle.